Molecule: messenger RNA, 1501 nt
Organism: Leptinotarsa decemlineata (Colorado potato beetle)
Lineage: Eukaryota; Metazoa; Arthropoda; Insecta; Coleoptera; Chrysomelidae
Biological process (GO): regulation of transcription by RNA polymerase II
Molecular function (GO): DNA-binding transcription factor activity, RNA polymerase II-specific; RNA polymerase II cis-regulatory region sequence-specific DNA binding
Source: RefSeq, a predicted model, not a curated record
GAUAAGUGGCAGAAAACAGUGUGUCAGAAUCGAAGGUGAAAUCAGUAGCAGAACAGUCAGCUACAGAGUUCCAUUAGAAACCGUUUUGGGACCUGUUCAGUUUAUCCUUUACGUAAACUCCUGUGAAAGUCACAGGUCUCGAUGAUGACCCGUGAUUUUUUUCAAAGAUGAAAACUGGAACACCCUGAAACAAAAAGUCAUUGGCACAUUUCCCAUCACUAUUGAAUAUUUUGAUAGCAAUUUAUCUACAUUAAAUCCGAAAAAACUACUUAUGUACCAUUUACCGAAACCGACCUACCAACCUGUCAUUGAUGUUCCUGUGGGAAAUGAUGUGGCACAAUUGUAAUUCUUCAACACAGUCAAACAUUUGAGUGUAAUUCUUGAAAGUCAUCUUAAAUGGAAUGCGCAUAUGAAAAACAUAAACAAUCUGGUAUUUAGUGGGAAAAUUGAAAUACCUACUUGAAAAAACUUCCUGGCUUGAGACAUCUCAAAACUGAAUUUUGGAAUGUUCCUUUCUGGAACCCAGGAAAAAACAGUCGUUGGGAAAGAAGAGAAAGUUAUCAAUAAAAAUAUGUCACCAACAUCUUAUGACAAAGAAUUUGUUACUGAAAAUGUUAGUUUCUUUGAAGACAAAAUGCCACAAAAAACAGAGGAAGUUGAUAAAACAUUUAGUUCUGAAUACUAUUCAAAUUCAUUUGAAGAGAAUGGAGUUCCUGAGAAAAAUGGAAGAAAUGAUACCGAAAAUAGACCAACAAAAAAGAUCCCACAUGUUUGCAAAAUAUGCACAAAAUCAUUCCGUAGAAGUUAUGAAUUGAAAAGACAUGAAAAACUUCAUACUGGGGAAAAACCAUUUCAGUGUGAAAUCUGCUCGAAAUCAUUCUUUCGGAAAUAUGAUUUGAAGAGUCAUGAAAAGAUUCACACUGGCGAAAAAUCAUUUCAUUGUAGAUUCUGCUCUAAAUCAUUCAGUCAGAAAAUUAAUUUGAAAACUCAUGAAAAAAUUCAUACUGGUGAAAAACCAUUUCAGUGUGAAAUCUGCUCUAAAUCUUUCAUUCAUAAAAGCCAUCUGAAGGAUCAUGAAAAGAUUCAUACAUGUGAAAAAUCAUAUCAGUGUAAAAUCUGCUCCAAGUCACUCACUAGAAAGCAUGACUUGAAAAGGCAUGAAAAAAUUCAUACAGGUGAAAAACCAUUCGAGUGUAAAAUCUGCUCUAAAUCAUUCAGUCAAAAAAUUAAUUUGAAACGUCAUGAAAAUAUUCAUACUGGUGAAAAACCAUUCCAGUGUGAAAUCUGCUCUAAAUCUUUCAUUCAUAAAAGCCAUCUGAAGGAUCAUGAAAAGAUUCAUACUGAUGACAAAUCACAUCAGUGUAAAAUCUGCUCUAAGUCAUUUACUAGAAAUCAUGACUUGAAAAGGCAUGAAAACAUUCAUACUGGCGAAAAACAAUUCAAGUGUAAAAUCUGCUCUAAAUCAUUCAGUCAAAAAAAUUAUUUGAAACAUCAUGAGGAG